UUAAAUACGUUCUACCAUACAGAUCAGACAGAAUGUCUUCGAAAUCAGAAGCUCGUUUGUUCUCCCAGGCAAUAAAAUAUUAUAAAAUAGAGAAGGAUUUUUUAAUGCAAUGUAAACGUUGCGAAUACAGUACUAAAUAUGUGCCUAUUAACGAUUUUGAGAAACACAUGCGUAAAAAGCAUCAAAGUAUUCGUGAUUAUGAAGAGGAGAACAAGUGUAACGCGCACUGGGCAUAUUUUAUGCUAACAAAAGAAAAUAAAACAAAAUGUCUUGUAUGUGAUAAAAUCAAACGUAAAAUACCGCCAGAUAAUGUCUUAAAAUCUCAAAUCUUGGACAAUCACGCAAGAAAGCAUCCUGAUGAAGAAUUAAAACGCUACGAAGCACUAUAUUGGCCCUGGAAAUACUUGACACAAGAUGGAGAUUUUUCUGGAGAAUGUAAGCUUUGUAAAACAAAAGUAAACUUCCAGUUUGACGAAUCAUAUUAUGCAUUAUUAAAACAUCACUUCAAGAACGAACACAACAAAAGCAUAAAGUCACCUGCACAAAAGGUACAAUCUUGGAAAGCUCUAAGUGAAAGGAACAGUUGGUUAAAGGAAUGUUAUACAAAGACUGAAGAGAUUUUUCAAGCAAAAUGUAAAUUUUGCCUAAAUGAAAAAUUACUAUAUGUCCACAGCAAAUCGUUUAUCGAACACGUAAAGGAAAACCAUAAAAAUAUUCACCAGAUUGAAGAUUUUAUGAGCAAACAAAAAAAAGGUUUUGAUAGCUGGAAAUAUGUGCGGUGCAUAUUAGGAUACAAGGAUGAAAUAGAAGUGGAAUGUAUGCUUUGUCAAAAAUUUCUGCAAAAGGACAGCUUUAUAGAAGAUCACUUAAAAGAGCAUGUGGAUAACGAGCUAGAACUCUAUGAAUCUCAAUACAAAUAUUAUAAAACAUUGAAACUUUGGCCACUUAAAUACUUGAGACAAGAUGGAGAUUCUGCGAUAUGUACGAUUUGUAAAAAAAAUGUAAACUUUUAUUGUGAUGUGAGCUAUUUGAAAGAACACAUGAUGAAAGUACAUCCAGACAAUUGGAAAAGAACAAGUCAAAAAGAUUUGAUGUAAGGAACAACACACGAUCAAAUUAACAGACCAAGCAAGCUGAAAAAAAAAUUAUCAUUUAUCUACAUAGAGUUCGACAACGGAAAUGAUAGUAGCGUCUCAUGGCCAGCAAUAACGACAGUCUUGACUUCGACCUGAAUGUUUUGGGAUAUACUUAUGAAGAUAUUGGCAUAUAAUUUGACGUAUUUGUUGCAUAACUCAGCAAUGAUUUUUCUAUAGUGACGAAUCUUCGAGUGACGUACUCAUUACAUACACAAUAAGAAAAACAAAAAUCAGACAACUAGUACUUGUUUUAAAUAUCUGUCACAAAUGUUUAUGUAUUUCAUCGAAUCGCGUUCUGCAGCUUAAAAUAAAUACAAUGUGUACGUCACUCAAUAUUUGAAGAAGAAACCAUUAGAUUAUAUAUUUUCAAUUAGAUAUAAAAAUGUCACUUUUUUGUAAUAACAGUAUUUUCAUGAUAAAGACGUCAGAAUCCUUAGCAAAACUAAGAACUUACACAACUAUUUUAAGAAAGAACUAGAGGAUUAUGUAUUUCACAGUUGGGCACAGAAAUCUUGCUUUUUUGUGCAUAAGAAAACAAUAAUUUCCAAAUCCAUGUAUAAAAUAUAUAUUCCUUUAGUUCCUUUUUACAAUGCUUGUGUGAAUAAUUUUUGACAAGCUCGGACGUCUACAUUUUAUAUGACUUUAUGAAAUAAUUUUGAAUAAUCAUGUAAAAGGUAGAAAUUAUUGGUAAAUAUGCAAGAAACAAACUUAUAGUAUUAUUAAAGAUUAAAACUAAAGAGCGACUAUGACAAUUUUAUAUAAAAUUACCGAAUAUUCGAGCAAAUGCGUGUCUUGCAAAAAUAAAUAUUAUUACAUUAAAUUUUUUAAUAUUCGUAAACAUGUAGAAAAAGCGUAUACAAAAAUUUUUUAAAUAUAAAUAAAGGUGUAUCUAAAAUAUAAAUAAGGUGAAAAAAAUCGGCACGUACUUCUGCAAUAAAUGUAUCAAUUGCAUUAUA
This is a messenger RNA of Linepithema humile (Argentine ant), 2092 nucleotides long. The record is from RefSeq and is a predicted model, not a curated record. NCBI's taxonomy places the organism in Eukaryota, Metazoa, Arthropoda, Insecta, Hymenoptera, Formicidae.